CAUGUGGUUACAGUCACAUGACGGGAAGAAAUUCAUCUGCAGGUUCACAACAAAAAGUGAAAUUCCCGUGUAACACAGCAGCCUGAGUCUCCUUGUUGCACCACGCUGUGCGAACACCCAGAGGAGUUGAAUGGUGGACUAACCUGUUGUAAUAAUGUUAUUCUCAAUUCUCUUUGCCGUUGCUCUUGUUUCUCAAACGGCGGCUCGGUUCACCGCGGACUGGACGAGCUUGGACGCCAGACCGCUUCCUUCAUGGUACGACGAGGCCAAACUGGGGAUUUUUAUCCACUGGGGUGUGUUUUCUGUUCCUGGCUUCGACAGCGAGUGGUUUUGGUGGCACUGGCAGGGCCAGAAGCCUCCGGACCAGAAGUGCGUGAGCUACAUGUCCAAGAAUUACCCGCCUGGGUUCAGCUACCCAGAGUUCGCGCCUCAGUUUCACGCUCAGUUCUUCAACCCGGGAGACUGGGCGGACAUAUUUAAGGCCUCAGGUGCAAAGUAUGUCGUCCUGACUGCCAAACACCACGAGGGAUUUACGAACUGGGGGUCCCCGAACUCCUGGAACUGGAAUUCUGUUGAUACCGGUCCUCACAGGGAUCUAGUGGGAGACCUGGGAGAGGCAGUGCGCAACAGGUCAUUGCACUAUGGACUCUACAACUCCUUGUAUGAGUGGUUCCACCCUCUCUACCUGGCUGACAAGAAGAAUGGAUUCAAAACACAGGACUUUGUGAUGCAUAAACUACUACCAGAGCUUUAUAACAUGGUUGUAAGGUACAGACCUGAGGUGAUAUGGUCUGAUGGGGACUGGGAAGCACCUGACACCUACUGGAACUCCACCCAGUUCCUGGCCUGGCUCUACAAUGACAGCCCUGUUAAAGAUACCAUUGUGACCAAUGACAGAUGGGGAGCUGGCUGUGCCUGUAAACACGGUGGCUACUAUAACUGCGAAGACAAAUAUACUCCAGGCCAGCUGCCAAAGCACAAGUGGGAGAAGUGCACAUCUGUGGACACAUUUUCCUGGGGUUACCGGAGGAACAUGAAAAUGAGUGAACUGAUGGACUUACCCACCAUAAUAAAGGAUCUGGUUCGCACUGUGGCUCUGGGAGGUAACUACCUUCUGAAUGUGGGUCCCACACCUGAUGGGAUGAUCCCCGCUGUGUUUGAGGAGAGGCUCAGGGGUGUUGGAGCCUGGCUCGCGAUCAAUGGGGACGCCAUCUAUGCUUCUAAACCCUGGAGGGUCCAGACAGAGAACACCACUGUGCCAAUCUGGUAUACAUCUAAAGGGACUUCUGUUUAUGCCAUCGUGACAACCAAACCUUCCAAGCCCACAGUGCAGCUGCUGGAACCCAAAACAUCAGCGGCCACCAAGGUGACCCUAUUGGGGAAUCCAAAGCCGUUACCCUGGUCCCCAGUCCAGCCCAGCUUUGGCCUUAUUGUCCUCCUGCCCGAGCUGCCCUAUACCCCUGGUCAGGCCUGGAUACUGAAACUGGACGGAAUCCAGUGAGCCUUAAACACCUGAAGUGUCCAACCUAAUAAACUCAGGUUCAUUCUGUGUGAAAAGGGGAAGCUUAUGCACUACGGUUGAAGAGACCACGCUGACUUAAUAGAUUUGUAUUUUUGCAAAAAAUGAACAGCACACUCCUCUUCAGUGAUUCAUUUGUUGCUGUGAGUUUUAAUGUGUCAGUGCCUCUUGAUUAUGCUCUUUUCUUUUAAUGAGUGAAUGAUUCAGAAUGAAAAGUGGAAUCUGCUGUUCAGCUUGUGAGGCAGCUUUUCAGCUGUCUGUAAUUUUUGUUUCUGAAAUGAAUCAUUUAUCGACUGUUUUUUUUUGAAGAUGAACAGUUUAACUACAAAGCACUUUUUUAUUUUUUUACUGUAUACUUUUAAAAUGGUGGGAUUAAACAUUGUUUGAUUUUUCUGAUGAGUGACUGUUGUCAGAAAUGGGAAAACAAUAAAGAUAUAUUAAAAAACUGUUAUUCAAAGUCAACUUUCUUCAACUUUUCUGACAAUGUCCUCAGUCUGAAGGGUUUCUGAAACUAAAAUACCUUUAAAGUCAAGAGGAAGUUUUCUUGCCAUUUGUCUGGUGGCACUUUAAGCCUCCUUCAGAUCCCAUCACUUUAGGAACCUCUUGUUCAUAGCUCCUGUGUUGUGCUCAGAGGCAAUUACUUUUGUAAAAACUCAAAUCUUAUCCCAAUUUCUGUAGUCUCAGAUAUAGAAACCUCGAGAGUGCUUUUCAGACAUAAGUAUGAGCCAAUAGGUUAUUUUUUUUCUUAAAACUACAUGCUACAGCCAUGGUUGGGAACAAGAUGACUACUGGAUGACUUUUGAUUUCCUAUGCAGCACUUGUUAGCACUUUUAUUUUCAGCAACUCCCUGAAGUGCCUGAGGAUGGCAAUCACCUACCACAUUUUUAUAUCUUACUUACUGCUGACCUUUUGAUUGUAAUCUGCUCCUCUCACCCUGAGGCUACUACUGUGUGUUCCUGAAACUUUGCUGGACACUUUAUAUUCAGUAGCAGUCGGCUAUAUUUGUGAAUGCAGAUCUGUGCCACAACUGUUGUGUGUAUGGACAAAAAUAUCUCUUCAAUGUGUCAGUCUGAGAUAAGACCUGACUGGAAAAAAGGAUACUCACGGGGACUGCGCAUUUGAUUCCCAUCGCCAGCAGUAAAUUGUUGUCUGUCCUUUCUUUUAACCCACCUUAAUAGGUGUAUGUGGCCUGCUUUGUAUUUGCAUUGCAAAUUCCUAAAGCGAGACGAAUAAAGAAAAUGGAAAUUUU
Messenger RNA from Seriola dumerili (greater amberjack), 2768 nucleotides. RefSeq names its product alpha-L-fucosidase 1 (gene fuca1). The coding region runs from base 155 to 1501 and encodes 448 amino acids. Lineage: Eukaryota; Metazoa; Chordata; Actinopteri; Carangiformes; Carangidae. Gene Ontology annotation, biological process: fucose metabolic process; glycoside catabolic process. Gene Ontology annotation, cellular component: lysosome. The transcript has 8 exons. The record is from RefSeq and is a predicted model, not a curated record. Gene Ontology annotation, molecular function: alpha-L-fucosidase activity.